Serpula lacrymans var. lacrymans S7.9 is the source of this 1700-nucleotide messenger RNA. RefSeq lists its product as uncharacterized. Gene Ontology annotation, cellular component: phagophore assembly site. Bases 96 to 1505 code for a protein of 469 amino acids. Gene Ontology annotation, biological process: autophagy; cytoplasm to vacuole targeting by the Cvt pathway. The transcript has 9 exons. The record is from RefSeq and is a predicted model, not a curated record. NCBI's taxonomy places the organism in Eukaryota, Fungi, Basidiomycota, Agaricomycetes, Boletales, Serpulaceae. Gene Ontology annotation, molecular function: phosphatidylinositol binding.
ACCCUGAGGUUGUCCAUUACCAGGAUCACUGUCCAGCUCAUAUAGCUCCUCAAAGUCAAGACAAGCUCGCAACUCCCCACAGAGACGCAACAAUUAUGCUUGGCGAGGACGAAGAUGUAUUCGACAGCGUUACAUGGGAGUCUCCCUCGGCUCCGUACGAUGUCGAUCACAUCACCCCGCAUACUGGACCGGGAUUCAAACAAAGUACUGCUGGAGCUGACGAGGGUCAUGGCCCACACGAUCCCAAGUGGGAGGGGUACCUCAUUACAGUAGUCAAAGAUCCUGUCAAGGAACUGGCAGAAACAAAAGACGCUUAUGUUUCUUACUUGGUCUCGGCUAAGACGAAUCUCCCUAUUUUCUCUACUCCCAAUCCUUCAUCACGUCGACGGUUCCAGGACUUUGUCUUCCUUCGAGACCAUCUUGUUAAGGAUUUCCCAGCAUGUGUAGUUCCCGCUUUACCCGAUAAACAUCGACUGGAGUAUAUAACUGGUGACAGGUUUAGUCCAGAGUUUAUGGAGAGACGGAGGCUCGAUCUUCAUCGUUUCCUGCAACGCAUUUCGUGGCAUCCCACGCUUCAGAGAAGUACUCUUGUUCGUGCCUUCUUCGAGUCUACGGAAUGGCAUGUUCACAUGCAUCAACACUUGGCGCAUCCUCCAGGUCCUGAACCUACGCCAGGAAUUAUAGAUAAUAUCUCAGACACUCUUCUUAAUGCCUUCGCUCGUGUUCGUAAACCGGAUGAGCGUUUCCUCGAGAUGCGGGAAAAUGUUGACAAAUUUGAAGAUGGCCUCGUCCUGUCUGAACGGGUUUGGAAUCGCGUCCGGGGGAGAACGAACGAUGGCAACCCCGAAUCUGGUGAAGAUCUCACCGCGGACUACCAUGAUUUAGCUGUCGCAGUACAGGGCCUAGGAUUUUUAGAAUCGGGCAUCACAGAUCCUCUAAACCAUUUCUCGAAUACCUUGCUGGAGUUCUCUGCGCUCUUACGUCACAAGACGUCAACGACCACUGACCCCUUCCUCGUCCACCUGCAUUCCCUUCUUACAUAUUCUCAUGCCAACCGUGCUGUGUUGAAGUUGCGAGACCAAAAGCAGCUAGACUUUGAGGAAUUAUCAGAUUACCUUUCAGGCGUGACUCUUGAACGGGAUCGCCUUUCGGCAGUAAUCAGUGGCCAUGCAGGGAGUACGGGUUUAGGACUCAGUUCCUACUUGAAAGACAAAGUUGAUGCCAUUCGUGGGGCGGACGAUGACAGGAGCAGGGUAGAGAAGAUGCGAAAGCUGGACAUAAAGAUAAAAGAGCUACAGGACGCGGUCACCACCGCUCACGAAACAUCGGAUGCUUUCAGCGACGAAACCCUUCGAGAGCAAACGGUAUUUCAGUACGCUAAAGAAGCAGAAAUGAAAGAGAUGCUAGGCAAUCUCGCUGAUGGCGAGAUUGAAUUUUAUCAAACAGCCAUGGAAGAGUGGGAGCGGAUUAUACCUAUUAUUCAGCGCAUACGAGUGGACGUUUAGCAUUCUCAUAACUGACCUCUUAUCUCACUUUACAUACGAGCCUUCUUAUUGACUCUCAUUGUAUUCUAGUUUUCUUGUCUACUUGGGGAACCCCAGAUAGAUUUAGUUUCCCGAUAGUGCCGCCUAGGUCCAUGAUUGUUACUACACAAUGUCCCAACAAUUACCACCAAAACCACCGAGUCGGGUGAAAAUUGC